This is a messenger RNA of Phasianus colchicus (ring-necked pheasant), 1756 nucleotides long. NCBI's taxonomy places the organism in Eukaryota, Metazoa, Chordata, Aves, Galliformes, Phasianidae. The record is from RefSeq and is a predicted model, not a curated record.
CGAGGAGAGCAACCGGCAUGUGCAGGCUGCCUGCAGGCACACGGAUGGCGGCCGCCCCGACCCGUGAAGGACUGCAGGCUGCCCCAUGGCAGCCGUGAUAAGGACGGGGCCUCCCAGCACUGCUUCAGAUCCUCCCUCGCUCCCAGCACAGCCUUGAAUCUGCCGUCAUGAACGGGCUGUCGAUCAGCCAGCUCUGCUGCCUCUUCUGCUGCCCUCCCUGCCCCAGCCGCAUCGCCGCCAAGCUGGCGUUCCUCCCCCCGGAGCCCACCUACGCCGUGGUCCCCGAGCCGGAGCCCAUCGGCAGCACCAGCACCGGGUCCCUCCGAGGCGGCGCUGCGGGGCGGUGGAAGCUGCACUUGAAGGACCGGGCGGAUUUCCAGUACUCCCAACGAGAGCUGGACAACAUCGAGGUGUUUGUCACCAAAAGCAGCCGAGGGAACCGCAUCGGCUGCAUGUACGUCCGCUGCGUGCCAGGAGCCAGGUACACGGUGCUCUUCUCCCACGGCAACGCAGUGGACCUGGGGCAGAUGAGCAGCUUCUACAUCGGGCUGGGCACGCGCAUCAACUGCAACAUCUUCUCCUACGACUAUUCGGGCUACGGUGCGAGCACGGGGAAACCCUCAGAGAGGAACCUCUACUCCGACAUCGACGCGGCGUGGCAGGCGCUGCGGACACGGUAUGGGAUCAGCCCGGAGAACAUCAUUUUGUACGGACAGAGCAUUGGCACAGUGCCCACCGUUGACCUGGCGUCCCGCUAUGAGUGCGCUGCCAUCGUGCUCCACUCCCCGCUCACCUCCGGCAUGAGAGUCGCCUUCCCUGAGACCAAGAAGACCUACUGGUUUGAUGCCUUCCCCAACAUUGAGAAGAUCUCGAAAAUCACCUCUCCUGUCCUCAUCAUCCAUGGCACCGAGGAUGAAGUCAUCGACUUCUCCCACGGCCUGGCGCUCUUUGAACGCUGUCCCAAAGCUGUGGAGCCACUGUGGGUGGAUGGGGCCGGGCACAAUGACAUUGAACUCUACAGCCAGUACCUCGAGCGCCUUCGGAAAUUCAUCUCCCAGGAGCUGGCCAGCCAACGCAACUAGCCGGAGGAUGGGGCAGGGUGGGGGUUGUCACGUGUUUGUCCAGUUCUCCCAGCGCUCCCAGUCCCUGCUGCUGGAGGCACAGUGGGUUUCUACAGCUCCAGCCUCGGGAGCCUUGAGCAGACAGUGUGUUUUCUGUGGGAUGCAGCACAGCUCUCCUCCCUCCCUGCGUCACCUGGUGCUGCUGGCAUCACAGCUGGGCAGGCAGGAGAGGGCAGCUCGCUCCUUCUCCCCUGGGCAGAGCAGAGCCCCUCCUGAUGGUGAAUCUUCAGCUUCGGACACGUCCUCAUCCCCUCUCCUGAAACAAUGAACUGUUGAAUUCCUCCCGGCUGCUCUGCUGCUCCCACUAUAGCAAUAAGGCGAGUUGGGCUGGGAGCAGCCGCAGGGUGAGCCUGUCCCUGGUGUCACUGCGUGGCAGAGGAGGGCACAGCUCCUUCUGUGCUGGAGUUACAGCAGAUGCCGGGUGCUGCUCCCUGCCUGGGGCAGAGCUGUGUCCCAAGGGGGGGUUGGGGAUGUGUGGAGGAGGUGCCCCCCCUCCUCACACCCCUCUGCUCAGCCCCGCUCUGCCUUCUCAGAGCACUCCCCGUGUCUUUCUGUGACACUCCUUCCCUCUCCGUCCCCUCAGAGCGGGGUGAGGAAACCAGGCACCAAAUAAAGAGCUGAGGUUUAGAGUUUUA